Formica exsecta is the source of this 4133-nucleotide messenger RNA. RefSeq names its product ATPase family AAA domain-containing protein 5 (gene elg1). The record is from RefSeq and is a predicted model, not a curated record. The transcript has 6 exons. Bases 493 to 3960 code for a protein of 1155 amino acids. Gene Ontology annotation, molecular function: DNA binding; ATP hydrolysis activity; DNA clamp unloader activity. Gene Ontology annotation, cellular component: nucleus. Lineage: Eukaryota; Metazoa; Arthropoda; Insecta; Hymenoptera; Formicidae.
AAUACAUACAUACACAUGGUUAGAAAUCACACAUAUUGUUCUGUUCUCGAUCGAAAAGGCGGGAAACGACUGGCACCUGGUACGUGGUACGUCGUGAGUCGCGGUCGCGGGUCGCGAACUGUCGACUGUCGUCGUGGGUCGUGAUAUUGUAUUGUCGUGAGACACGAGCGGCAUUGAAAUAUUUCGUAAUAAGAGUACAAAUCAUUUUGCGAUCAAUUUGAUCGCACCGUUAAUAAAUUCUUAGUAUGCAAGUUGUUAGUUGAAGUAUAUAUACGAGUAACGGUUAAUUUAUAUGCAUGCGUACAUACAUACGUUAGCAUUUCGUGUUGUUAGCACGUCCGUUAGAAGUUUUAUCGUUAUUCCUGUUACUUUUUUUCACUUCCUGUAGAGUAACAGAAAGAAAAAAUUAUACCGCGCUUUUGAUCGGACGAGAAAAGAAUAAUAUAUAUGUAGAGAAAAAAAAGAAACAUUUCUGUUAUUAUAUCUCGAAACAUGAAAGAUAUCAAACAGUAUUUUUCCAAUGACACGAGGAUCGUCGACGAGAAAGCCGCUACAGAUUUUGAGAAGGAGAAACAGUGGAAAACAAUCACGACAAGUAAACGCGAACGCGUGAAGAUUCGAAUAUCGCGUACCUCUUCCAAAGAGAGGACGUGCGACAUAGUAGAAAGCAAAAACGAUCUGAUUGACAAAACGCCGAGUCCGUUCAAUGGCAAGGUAAAUAACGGCGAGAAAACUAUGCAUGAUGAGACACCAAAGGCCAAACCAAAGCGGAAUUUCAGGAAGGCUCCUAAACCCACAGAAAUAAAUGGAAAUCAAUCUGAAAAAACAAAGUACAUGGCACAAAAUAGAAAGGAGUUAAGUGAACAAUUUAUCGUAGAUUUAGACACGUCUAAUGACAGUACAAAGAAUAUUAAUGAGGCUAAAAAUGUAUCAAAUGUAGAACUCUGUAAUGAAGUUGAUUCUCAGCGAGAAGAAUCAAAUGCAUUUCAAGUUUUGAUGAAUCGUAGUAAACCAAUACAGUAUAAGGAACUCCCACAGCAAUCUAUAGAGGAUAUUGAGAAUAAAAAGAAACUGGAUGAUGUCAAAGAGUUAAGAUCUAGACAUAAAGAAAAACUGAUAGUCUUGGCUGAUAAAAAAGGUUAUUCGAAAAGAAAAAUUGCAGAGAUGGAAGAAGGUGAGAGAAUAGAAAAAAAUAUAGAAAAUCGCAUGAGGUUUUUUAAAAGUGAUGUCACAGACGACAUUACGCAUAAAAGGAAUGACAGUAUUGGAUUAUCAAUUAAAAAUAACAAACAACAGUCUGGGAAUUUGCUGGAUUAUUUCAGUAAAUCACCUUUGGGGUCGACAAAUGAAGAUGAGAAAUAUGCGUCUACUUUUAUCGUAAAAGCAGACGUACAUCGGACUGAUAAUUCCGACAUUGAACCUGUAGUGAAGUCAAUAUCGAACAGGAUAUAUUCUAGCAAAAGAUAUUCAAAGUCAAAGAAUUUUUCUACAGUGGAUGAUAUUCACAUCAUAGCAUCUGAAAAUUUGUAUUUAACGCAAACAGACAAGCAAGAUGUGCAAAAGCGGGAGAAACCUCGUUGGUCCUUACGUAUAAAAUUACAUUCUACAGAAGACAACGAUUCUUCAAAUGAUACCACCGACGACGAAUUAUUUUCACCGAGAAACAAAUCAAAAUUUAAUACCUCGAAUAAAUCUCGGAAUUCUGUAAAUAUGGAAGAUAAAAAAGUCUACUCGAAGGAUUGUAACGGUCAUAUUAAAACGAAAACGCCAAACAAGGAUAAGAAAGAAUCAAUCGGUAAACAAAAAGAGGACAAUGUGCAAAACACUGCGAAAGACGCUAUCGUUAUCAACAACAAUAGAGAUGCUGAUAUACGGACGAAAAAAUCGAACGAAAUUGCUAAAGUGGAACAAAAAAACACGAAUGAAACGAUCAUAACAAUGACUGAUUCCGAAUGUGAAAUUAUCAAUGAAUAUGUCUUGAAGAGAAAGCCGAACGAAAAACUUGCACCAUUAUUCAUUAAACGACGUAAAACAAAUCCGAUUGUCACAGCAGCUAGACGUUCGUUCUUGCAAUCGGACAUAAUCGACAUAGAGAAUAAGAAUACAGAUCGUAAGGUUCACAGCAACAAUGGCAUUUCUACAUUACCGUUUCCCGCAAUCAGUCACGUGACACAAUUGGAAGAUACGUCGAAUUCGAUUAGAGUAGAGAUCGAGUAUAAAUUUCCGACAAAAGUCGAGAGAAAAUAUUUGCCUUCGAUAGAUGUUAAUAAUUAUAAAUGUAUUUGUAAUUAUAGUAAAGCACCAAAAGCGGUUGAAGUGAAGAUUAACGAGCCUGUGAAGGGAAACAUUGAUGAAAUAUUGUCCGAGAUUGAAGAACUUUGUCCAGACGCGCGGAAAAUAUGGAAAACUAUAUCGACAAUCAAGAGCGAUUCGGAAAAAAAAUCGCCACUGUCGCGAAUGAAAGGCAGGAAGUCGAGAACGCUUGAGCGAAAAAAAAUGUUAACGGAGAACAUUGGAAACGAAAAAAGUCCGUUGCACGAUUGCGCAUGGACGUGUAAAUAUAAACCGAUGAGCGCGGAAGAGAUAGUAGGAAAUGAGGAAGCCGCGGGAAAACUGAAAGAUUGGCUAAGUGGUUGGAGAGCAUCCUUAACGAAAGAGGAUGAUGGCAGUAGCGGCGAUGAAUUCUAUUCGUCAGACUGCAGUUCCACGUGCAAUAACCGUGAAGAUAAUCAAAUAGCGGUAUUGUUGGGCCCAUACGGCAGCGGAAAGACAGCGAGCGUAUACGCGGUAGCGGAAGAACUCGGUUACAGUAUACUUGAAGUAAACGCGUCCUCUAGACGAACGGGAAAGAAAAUCUUAAAGGAAUUGGAGGAAGCCACGAAGUCGCACAGAAUUAAAAAGAGCAAACAUAAAUCUCCAUUUGAGCGAAUUGCAAAUGAGAAUGAGGUUCCGAAGAUAUCGCAAAACUCUUUAAUUCUUCUAGAAGAUGUUGAUCUUAUUUUCGAAGAAGAUGAAGGAUUCGUCUCUGCCGCAUAUCAUUUGGCAUCAAAGACUAAAAGACCAAUUGUCAUGACGUGUAGAGACAUGUGUCCUCACUUGAACAAAAUGGCACCGCAGCAAAACAAAAUUUAUUUUCAGAAAGUAAAUGGUAGCAGAGUAUCUGCCUUGCUGGAAUUAAUUUCGCUGGCGGAGACGAAUCGCAGGCUUCCGCAUAAUUGCCUAAUGAAAUUACUACAAGCGGGGGAUCUACGGCAGGCAUUGCUCCAGUCACAAUAUCUGCUACUAUCUGGUCCACCAGUAUUAUCCGAACGAUCUACGACUAUUAAGUCGUCGCUUUGGCAGAGCGUGCAACGUUAUCUGUACAAGCCUGCGAUUAAGAUGAUAAAUAGGCAUAGGACAAGAAAAGGUACAAAUACCAAAAAGUUCAAUGAUACUGCGUGUGUACUGAAUAAUUUAGCGGAGAAUUUGGACAGUUUAUCUUUAGUGUCGACUUUAAUCGACAUCGAAGACACAAUGUUAAAUAUAUCGGAGGAGAAAACGCAACCUAAUUUAUCCUUGGCUGAAAACAUAUCGUUCUAUUCCGCUUCGCACGAUCUCAAAGCGGAUAUAACAACUUUUAUUAGUGACCAAAUAUUCUGCAUUGAUUCGAAUGCAAAUGAACACAUGCAAAAUCAAGAUAAUAUUAUUCUGAGGAAACGACUGAACCGAGGAGUGGAUCUGGCACUAUCGCACGUCACGUCCGGAUGUUUAGAUCAACGAAUCAUGGCGUUAGAUUAUCUUCCGACAGUGCGAACAAUAUGUCGCGCGGAAGAAUUUCGCUCCACUAUCAAUUACAAACGAAGCAAUCGUUUUUUCCAUUAUCUGCACAGUUACGUACCGACGGCGUCGAUGAAGCCGAAUAUUUUAGCCGCUGCGUGUAAAAUGUUGCAAGAAAGAAAAAAUAAAACUAUAUCCGCAUGAGUAGUUAACAUUAACGAUACUAGCGACUGAUGCGAUCUAAAAAAACAUACAUUCUUUUUAUCUAUGAUGGAUGUGUGUGUGAUGCUUAUAUUUUUACUAAAAUUUAAUAUCAUGAUGAAUUAAAUAAAACGAAAGUUUUAUAGCAUAUUAUUUAUGUCUAUAGUUAUGAUAUA